Molecule: messenger RNA, 2557 nt
Organism: Plutella xylostella (diamondback moth)
Lineage: Eukaryota; Metazoa; Arthropoda; Insecta; Lepidoptera; Plutellidae
Gene: Mcm5
Product: Minichromosome maintenance 5
Biological process (GO): double-strand break repair via break-induced replication; DNA replication; DNA replication initiation
Cellular component (GO): nucleus; MCM complex
Molecular function (GO): single-stranded DNA helicase activity; DNA replication origin binding; single-stranded DNA binding
Source: RefSeq, a predicted model, not a curated record
UUAUUUCGCGCGAAAACGAAGCAAAGCAAACGAAGCAAAGCCUCUAAGCUUGUUUUUGUUAAAUUUGUUAUUUCUGUCUACAAAUACAUUACAAUUUUUGUGUGAUACAAGAUAUUAUCAACUUAUAAUGGAAGGAUUUGAUGACCCCGGUGUUUUCUUUUCCGAUAAUUUUGGUGUCGAAGAAAAUGAAUCCCAAGAUCAGAUUAACCUACAAGCUGUGAAGAAAAAGUUUAAAGAAUUUAUUCGACAGUUCCAUACGGGAAACUUUAACUACAAAUACAGAGAUGCACUGAAACGGAAUUAUAAUUUAGGACAAUAUUGGCUGGAGCUAAAUAUUGAAGAUUUGUCAAGCUUUGAUGAGGUCUUAGCUGAGAAACUUUACAAGAAACUCACUGAACAUUUGCCUAUACUAGAAGAAGCGGCUAAAGAGUUAGCUGAUGAAUUAACUGCACCAAGACCAGAAGGAGAGGAGAAAGUUGAAGACAUACAAGUUCUACUGUCUUCUGAUGCUCAUCCAUCUAAUCUUAGAGAGCUGAAAUCAGAGACAGUAUCCCGGCUAGUAAAGAUACCUGGUAUAGUCAUAUCGGCUUCAGGCAUCAAGGCGAAGGCUACGAAGAUCUCUAUCCAGUGCCGAUCAUGCCGCAACAUCAUCCCCAACCUGCCCGUCAAGCCCGGCCUCGAGGGCUACGUCAUGCCACGGAAAUGCAACACGGAACAAGCUGGUCGCCCCAAGUGUCCUCUGGACCCCUACUUCAUCAUACCGGACAAGUGCAAAUGCAUAGAUUAUCAGGUUUUGAAGCUGCAAGAGGCGCCGGAGAGCAUCCCACAGGGCGAGAUGCCGCGGCACCUCACGGUGUACUGCGAGCGCGUGCUGUGCGAGCGCGCCGCCCCCGGCGCCAGGGUGCUCGUGCUCGGCAUCUACAGCAUCAAGAAGAUCGCCAAGAUUGGGCGCGAGGGACGCGACAAGGGCUCCGUGGGCGUGCGCUCGUCGUACCUGCGCGCGGUGGGGCUGACGGCCGAGGAGGGCAUGACGGGCGGCUCCAAGCCCUUCACCAGCGAGGAGGAGGAGCAGUUCCGGAGGCUCGCGGCGGCUCCUGACGUGUAUGAGAGGAUCGCCAAGUCGAUAGCGCCUAGUGUGUAUGGAGCCGAAGAUAUGAAGAAGGCUAUAGCUGCGCUGUUGUUUGGAGGUUCCCGCAAGCGCCUGCCGGAUGGUCUCACCCGUCGCGGCGACAUCAAUAUCCUCCUGCUCGGUGACCCUGGAACGGCCAAGUCUCAACUGCUUAAGUUUGUGGAGAAGGUGUCUCCCAUAGGAGUGUACACCUCGGGCAAAGGAUCGAGCGCCGCAGGUCUCACCGCUUCCGUCAUCAGGGACCCUGCCAGUCGCAACUUCGUGAUGGAGGGCGGCGCGAUGGUGCUGGCGGACGGCGGCGUGGUGUGCAUCGACGAGUUCGACAAGAUGCGCGAGGACGACCGCGUGGCCAUCCACGAGGCCAUGGAGCAGCAGACCAUCUCCAUCGCCAAGGCCGGCAUAACCACGACGCUGAACUCGCGCUGCUCGGUGCUGGCGGCCGCCAACUCGGUGUUCGGGCGCUGGGACGACACCAAGGCCGACGACAACAUCGACUUCAUGCCCACCAUCCUGUCCCGGUUCGACAUGAUCUUCAUUGUGAAGGAUGAACAUGACCAGAAUAGGGAUAUUACGCUAGCCAAGCACAUAAUCUCCGUGCACAUGGGCGGCGACAGCACGGAGCGCGAGGCGGCGGCGGGCGAGAUCCCGCUGGCGACGCUCCGGCGCUACGUGGCCUACUGCCGCGCGCGCUGCGGCCCGCGCCUGUCGGACACGGCCGGGGAGCGCCUGCGCGCGCGGUACGUGCUCAUGCGCACCGGCGCCUCGCAGCACGAGCGACAGGCGGAUAAGAGGCUGUCUAUUCCUAUUACUGUGAGACAACUGGAAGCGAUCGUGCGCAUCUCGGAGUCGCUGGCCAAGAUGCAGCUGCAGCCGUUCGCGACGGAGAGCCACGUGACGGAGGCGCUGCGCCUGUUCCAGGUGUCCACGCUGGACGCCGCCAUGACCGGCAGUCUCGCCGGAGCGGAAGGGUUCACCAGCGAGGAGGACCACGAGAUGCUGACGCGCAUAGAGAAGCAGCUGAAGCGACGCUUCGCGGUGGGCUCGCAGGUGUCCGAGCAGACCAUCAUCCAGGACUUCCUCAAGCAGAAGUACCCCGAGCGCGCCAUACAGAAGGUCAUUCACACCAUGAUCCGCAGGGGGGAACUGCAACAUCGCUUGCAAAGGAAGAUGUUGUACAGGAUGGCCUAGUAGAGUUGUUUAACCGAAGUAUUAAACCACGGCAAGAUGACUAUGAUGAAGAAAAGUGUCAAGCUCGGAUGUUUUGAAUGUUAGCACUGUCUACUUUGUGGGCACUGCAGGGUUGGCUGAACUCUUGAGUUAAUAUUAACACCAGUAGGGCGAGCAUAGGAUUCGAUACUAUUUUCGAAUCUACACGAAGGUUCGCUUUCACCAAACGCUAAACGUAUUUAAAUCAAAUUUUAAAUACAU